GCCCGGGUUUGUCUUUUUUUCCCGUUGCCCAACUCCCUCUCUCCCACUCGUUUUCGAAUUUCAAAUAUCAAACGGCUUCGCACGUCUCUCCUCCCCAUUAACCCACUUCAAGCUAGGAUUUCUCACUGGUUUCUUCCUGUUUCCAAUACACUCUCGGAGAGAAAGCUGUGAUUUUUUGGUAGAAAGGAGAGAAUUUGUGAAAUGGGUGGUUCUGGGAAGUGGAUAAAGUCGCUGAUUGGUCUCAAGAAGCAGGAAAAGGAUGAACUUGAGAAGGUGUGUGGUGGAGGCAGUGGGGAUAAGAGCAGGAAAUGGAAGAAGCUAUGGAGGUCUUCCUCGGGAGAUCGUGGAUUUUUGUGGAGGGGUUCAAAGGGAAACAGCCGGCGGUCGGCAUCAGAGGCUUCGGAAACUUCUUCAGUGGCCACUGCUGAUGCCUUCACUGCCGCCAUGGCAGCAGUUAUACGUGCUCCGCCCAAAGAUUUCCUCGCUUUGCGUCAGGAGUGGGCAGCCAUAAGAAUACAGACAGCUUUCCGUGGUUUCCUGGCUAGAAGAGCUCUGAGAGCGCUGAAAGGGAUAGUUAGGCUUCAGGCGUUGGUUCGAGGUCGUCAGGUGCGGAAGCAGGCGGCAGUCACCUUAAGAUGCAUGCAAGCUCUUGUUCGAGUCCAAGCACGGAUUCGCGCGCGGAGAGUAAGGCUUUCAACCGAAGGGCAGGCUGUGCAAAAGAUGCUCGAGACCAGGCGCACCAAAGUGGAUAUCUUGAAAGAGGCCGAGGAAGGCUGGUGUGAUAGUCAAGGUACACUAGAGCAAGUGAAAGUUAAGUUACAGAUGAGGCAAGAGGGUGCUAUCAAGAGAGACAGAGCCAUGGCUUACUCUCAUUCUCAACAAAAAUGUAGGUCCUCCUCAAGUGGGAGGUCUAACCACUCUCUUGCUUCAAUGAAGCUACAUGAUUUAGGUAAGAAUAAUGUCAACUGGAGCUGGUUAGAGCGCUGGAUGGCAGCAAAACCAUGGGAAAAUAGGCUGAUGGAGCAGCAGGCCACCAAUAGAGAACCAUCUGAGGUUCAAUCUUUGAAGAACUCUGAAGAUUUCCAUGGUGCAUGUUCAAAGCUGUCUGAUUCCAGUUCCAAGGUUUCUGAAGCUUGUUUGAUUAAAGUCAAGAAAAACAGCGUAACGAAAAGGAUUUCAGUGAAACCUGUACCUACUUUUAACAACAAUCAUCAAGCUAGGUCUUCUUCAUCACCAAGUUAUGAAUUUCAUUAUGAUGAGAGUUCACCAUCAUCUUCUUCUUUCUGCACAUCAACCCCAACAUCUGCUACAACUAUCUUAGCAUCAAGAAGGACAGAAGAUACCUGCGGUAGCAGGCCAAGUUACAUGAACAUGACUGAAUCAAUCAAGGCAAAGCAGAGGAAUUCAUCUAGUCAAAGGACAAGAAUGCAUAAACAAUCUUUCUUUCAUAAGAAGACAUCAUCCUACAUUGACAUAAAGAACAGUGACUCUCUUGAUCCUACAUUGAGUUCUUCCAGAUUGUUAAAUUCUAUGCCUCCAAGGGAAAAGAAUUUGGUGAGUAGCUUCGACAAGGAAAACUACUACUUUGAAUGAUGAUUAGUUUCUGUUUUUAAUUUGUUUUUGGGUAGGUUGCCUCGGUUGUAUGGCUUCCUUGGUUUUCCGAGUGCUUUUUUAUUGUCAACUUCUUGUUGUAUUGUGAGUGGUAUGUUGUAAAGUUUGUCUAAUUCAGUUUUUUGUGUUGGACUGAGAACUAGUAGGAUAUGUUUUGCCUGCCGGUUCACCUAUUUUAUGGUAUUUCUUUGCAUUCAAUGCUAGAUCUUAGUUGGCUUA
Messenger RNA from Dendrobium catenatum, 1830 nucleotides. Its product is annotated as protein IQ-DOMAIN 1. Gene Ontology annotation, molecular function: protein binding. Bases 202 to 1593 code for a protein of 463 amino acids. The transcript is spliced from 5 exons. The record is from RefSeq and is a predicted model, not a curated record. Lineage: Eukaryota; Viridiplantae; Streptophyta; Magnoliopsida; Asparagales; Orchidaceae.